Messenger RNA from Cheilinus undulatus (humphead wrasse), 4660 nucleotides. It is a transcript of the gene foxo3a, whose product is annotated as forkhead box O3A. The record is from RefSeq and is a predicted model, not a curated record. Lineage: Eukaryota; Metazoa; Chordata; Actinopteri; Labriformes; Labridae. Bases 791 to 2662 code for a protein of 623 amino acids. Gene Ontology annotation, cellular component: nucleus; mitochondrial matrix. Gene Ontology annotation, molecular function: DNA-binding transcription factor activity, RNA polymerase II-specific; RNA polymerase II cis-regulatory region sequence-specific DNA binding. The transcript has 2 exons. Gene Ontology annotation, biological process: regulation of transcription by RNA polymerase II.
UUUUUCUCUUCUUGGAGUCGGAGCGUUUGCGCGAAGCACAGCAGCAGCAGAUUGAAUGAAGUGUGUUUGCAGGCAGCUGGCCACACGGAGGACACCGUGCUGGCCUGUUCAAGAUGCCGGAGAUGUACACCGAGAAUGCAUCAGUACGUGUUUCAUUCUAGGACGGGGGAUUUGAGCCUCGCUACAUUCCCCCUGUAGCUCCAUUUUUAAAGAAGAAAAAAACGAGCUGCGGGGCCUUGAGAAAGCAAUCUCCGCCUUGAUGGUAUCUGGACAGCAGGCGACUGGCAGCUCUCUGCACGGAUGAUAAAGAACUUGGGAAAGGAAAUGGUCAAGAUGGCAGCUGUGCACGGAGAGAUAAAGCUGAUGUGGUGGCAUUAGGUGUAGUAAUUUUCAUUUUAUUUGGCAUGCACGACGCAGGAUCGCGGUGCAGGACGCGGGCGCUUGUGAAGGAACGCCGUUUGGAUUCAUGUAAGAAGAAGACUGGCUCUUCCUCUCUUUUACUCCACAUUUAACGAAAUUGCAAUGCAUGUUGACCAGGGUGUGGGCUGUGCAGGAGAAAAGGCAAUGUUUUGUUAAUGCUGGUCAGCCCCGAUCGGGUCUGUGUGGUGCAGAUAGACGCCUUGCUGGAGGAUAGAAAGACGGACACGUGCUGGGACUGGGCUGCAGGCUGGACAUUUGCAUACCGUGCAUAGUAAAUAAACUGCCUCUGAAGCCUGCACACAACAUUGAUGGAAUGCGACCUGAGUGAUUUUAUAAACCUUUGUGCUGCGACCGAGAUAUUCCGAGGAACAUGGCUGAGGCUCCGCGCGAUGGCAACGAGCCCCCCUUAAACGUUGAGAUAGAUCCGGAUUUCGAGCCUCAGAAACGGCCGCGGUCCUGCACUUGGCCGCUGCCCCGUCCGGAGUCUGGUGCGGGCAAACCCGGGACAAAUGACACUGACGUAAUCCCUGAAGAAGAGGAUGAUGAGGGGGGCAGCACGGAGAGCGGGGACGCGCAGAAAUCCAGCGGUGCUAGUGGUGUUAAACCCCGGGAGGCGAGCAGCAGCAGCUCAAUCUCCCAGCCCGUGGAGGUCCAGCGGGGCCCCAGCAAGGAGGAGGCCGCCGAUGGCUCGCCUUCCUCGGCGCAGACCCCCACCGCGGCUCUGGGUGGCUCUGCCUCCCAGCAGCUGAGGAAGUCCUCCGCCCGCAGGAACGCCUGGGGCAAUUACUCCUAUGCAGACCUCAUUACCCAAGCCAUCGAGAGCUCCCCCGAGAAGAGGCUGACCUUGUCCCAAAUCUAUGACUGGAUGGUGAGGUCUGUGCCAUAUUUCAAGGACAAAGGCGACAGCAACAGCUCUGCUGGCUGGAAGAAUUCCAUCCGACACAACCUGUCCCUCCAUAGUCGUUUUGUGAAAGUCCAGAAUGAAGGAACAGGGAAAAGCUCCUGGUGGAUGGUCAAUCCAGAAGGUGGAAAAGGAGGCAAAGCUCCCAGAAGACGGGCUGUAUCGAUGGAUAACAGCAAGUACAUCAAGGGAGCCCGAGGACGUGCCACCAAGAAGAAAGCCUCGCUGCAGGCAGCUCAAGACGGCAGCUCAGAGAGCUCGUCCAGCCUCUCCAAAUGGACAGGAAGUCCCACAUCCCGCAGCAGCGACGAGUUAGAUGCCUGGACUGACUUCCGCUCCCGGACCAAUUCCAACGCCAGCACACUCAGCGGUCGUCUGUCCCCAAUCCUGGCCAACCUGGAACUGGACGAGGUGCCUGAUGACGACUCGCCCCUCUCCCCAAUGCUGUACUCCAGUCCCAGCAGCAUGUCCCCAUCCACGGGUCCCACAGGCCUCUCAGACCUGGCAGGCACCAUGAACCUCAACGACGGGCUCUCUGACAACCUGAUGGACGACCUUUUGGACAAUAUCAGCCUGACAGCUUCCCAGCAGCCUCCUCCUGGAGAGGAAGACAACGGAGCCAAUGGUCAGGGGAGCUCAGUGUUCACCUUCAGCUGCUCAGGAAGCAGUCUGGGUAGCCCCUCUGGCAGCUACGGGCCUAACCCUCUCUUUAGCCCGCCGUCCAUUACGAGCCUGCGCCAGUCACCCAUGCAGACCAUCCAGGAGAACAAGCAGACCACCUUCUCCUGCAUCUCGCACUUCAGUGACCACCAGACCCUGCAGGAUCUGCUCAGCCUGGACUCCCACGGUCACAGCAAUGUCAUGCUCACCCAGUCCGACCCCCUGAUGUCGCAGGCCAGCACCGCCAUCGCCCUGCAAAACUCCCGCCGAAACGCCAUGCUGCUCCGCAAAGACCAUAUGUUGGUAAACCACACCGGUGCUGGUCAGGGCCAAAGCUCUUCAGUGCCUAGUUGGCAAGCUGGCUUGUCAACCUCUGACAACGAUGCCGGACACCACGAUGCCAAGCAAACGCACCUGAAGUCUCCCAGCAAGAAUGCCUCUAUGCAGCUCGGCUCUGGUUUGUCCGGCCAGGACCGCUUUCCUGCCGAUCUGGACCUCGACGUAUUCAACGGCAGCCUGGAGUGUGACAUGGACUCCAUCAUCCGCAAUGAACUGAUGGACGCAGAUUGCCUGGACCUCAGCUUUGACUCCCGUCUCACCUCCGCCCAGAAUGGCAACAGGAAUUCAGGAAGCUUCUCCAGCUCGAAACAGACCUCCCCUAACAGCUGGGUCCCAAGCUGAGAAGCUCUGUCAGAGCUCUGGUAUGAAAAAGGGGGGAAAAUGUAAAUUGGGGUUCAUUGUCCUGCAUUGUGCAACUAGAGGGAAAGUAUGUAAACGUGUAUUCAUGUAGUAUUCUUUCUGUUAUUUCUUAUGUGAGGCAUUAAGUUUGAUACUGUAUUUAAGUGUCUAAGACACACAAUGGUGUCUUCACAGAGGAGAAAAAAAAUCUUUAAAAAGAUCAAUGCCGGGGCGGUGUGAACAACAGUAUUGACUGGAAUGAAAACACAGGACAUUUUGUUUAAAAUAUAUAAAAAGCAUCAACUCGUGUUAGUCUCAGGGAAUCACUCUAACAGUAUCACAAAGUGAUACACGAAACUGAAGAUGAAUUAUGUUUUCACCCUGCUUUCUCUCCUCUUUCACACCCUUUCAUACCUAAAACAACAUUUUUGCCAAACCAGCUGUCGGCCUGUUGUGACUGACAGCCUGUUUACAGAAAAAAAGCUGCAGCGAAUGUUACAUUGUUACGUUCCAGUGGAGGAUACUUGACAUGCUUUUUAUUUUUUAAAGUUUCUUUGAAAGACGUAGCCUAAAUGGACUAAAAAGAUUUAAAAAAACAAGUGUUAAUGAAAAGCUUUUUUUCCCAUGAUGAACAGAGUCACGCACCAAAUAUCAAUCUGUAGAGGUUAAAAUGUUAUCAAGAUGUGAACUGAUCUACAUUGUGUGGUUUUUGUAUGUAACGUUUUAUUCUCAUUUAGCAAAUUUUACCCUGUGAUUUUAGUGACAUUACUGUGAAUAUUCCUUCUGAAAAGGUGCAUUACUGAAGUCUUGAUAAUAUGGUGUUUCUGCUGCAGAUCCCUAUUCACCAUCUCCCCCCCCCCCCCCCACCCCCUCCUCCUCUUCUUCCUCUCCCACUUACUGCAAUAUUGGAAGUACAGCUCGGUAUACAGAGAUUAAAAACCCGUUUAGCAGGAAGCAGCAUCAUUUAGCUCUAGAUGACAUCAUUUAGCAAACACUUAAGACUAUUUGGAUUAAAAUAACCACCCAUAGAGACUCCACAGCACUCUACUACAAUAUUUUGGUGUUUGUUAAUUUGAAGGAGUUCUUGGUGCUAUGAAUAAGAAGAUAGCAGGGAGUGGCUGCAGAUGGAGCAGCAUGAGUAGCCUCCCCCUUGUUAUCAGCACUAUAGCAGGUGCUGGAAAAAUAUAAGCGUUUCCAACCCUGUGAGAGGAGGUCGUGUAGUAUCUUAGAGCCAUUUUGCCAUUUAAGACAGAAAAACAGUAUUUUAAAUAUUGCCAAAAUAUUUCUGCAUUUAUAGUGGAAAUAAGAGGAUAUACAGUGUAUAGAUAUAAGAAGCCUGUGCUAUAAGGGCAAAAAACACACAUCAGCACAGUUUUUGUAGGAACAGCAGGAUGAUUUUUUAAGUUUACAUUUUUAUCAGCUGGAAAUUUUUCACUGAAUUGUCUUCUUUUUUAUUGAAAUGUAUUUAUUUCCUUUUCCAUGUAACGUAUGUUAUGCUUUUUCCAUUUGACAUGUGGUAGAGCUUUUAAAAAGCACUUCUGUUGUAAAGGCCUGUUUAACUAUUUGACCUGCCCAUUUGUUAUUGAUUAGGACAAAACUGCACUGAAAAUGGUGCCUGAAAUAGAAGUUACCUUUAGGAAAUCUAAAUAUUCCACCAUGUUUAAAAGGAAUUGAAUACUUUUUGCUUAAUUUGAUUCAGCUAGACACAUUUUGCACAAAGAUGCUUCCAGAUAUCUUUUAGUAGCUUCAUGAGUCCCAUUUGAAAUAGAAAAAAAGGUAUUUUACUGACUUGAAGCUUCAUUUUUUUUUUCCACAUUAUUUUUGAGUAACAUUCACUGCCAAUACUCCAACUCCAUCUAUUCCUAUUGCUCCUACAAAACAGAAAAAAAGAGAGACAUAAAGUCGUCAUUGCCAGUUGUAAAUCCUAUUCCUAUCUUGGUUGUAUCAGAGAUGGUGCAUGUAAAUAAAGCUUAAAGAACCACUGAAACUCUGGAUAUUUUU